This is a messenger RNA of Trypanosoma theileri, 300 nucleotides long. RefSeq lists its product as uncharacterized. The record is from RefSeq and is a predicted model, not a curated record. The annotation marks the transcript as partial. The transcript has a single exon. NCBI's taxonomy places the organism in Eukaryota, Euglenozoa, Kinetoplastea, Trypanosomatida, Trypanosomatidae.
AUGUUGUUUACUAUUUUCUUUAGGAUGAAGUGUUUUAGGUGGCUUACUGUUAUGGUUUUAUUUGAACUCUCUUUGUUAGUUUUAUGUGUAUGUGUUGCUGCUGAUUUUAAAGAGAUCAAUAUACUGAAUUUAUUUUAUUCUACAGGAGGUCCUGAACAUUCUCACAUCACUUCAAUAAAUGCUGGUUUAAAUGCUGCUCUCGCAUCAGAUAAAUUUGAUGUAGCAAAUGGUUUUAAAAUAAAACUGCUCUCUAUUGAGAAAAAUGACUGGUCCUCUAAUUUUAGUGAUGUCAUUGAGAAA